AUGGAUCCUCCAAAGAAACCUUCUUGUUCCUGGGGCCUUCAAAUUCCAAAACGCCGUAAAUAUGAUAAUGUGAUUUUCAAGGACGCUUUUGAAGACGAAAAACCUUUACCCAUUGCGUCGCUAAAUGUACACAAACCCUCAGUCCCUUCCAUUAGAGCAACAAAUGUUGAAACUUUGAAACAACAGGCUUUGAAGGAAGAUCCACUGAAGCCUCGAUAUAUGGAGAGUAUUCUCAAACGGGCUCAAGAGCGAAUGAUUGAGCGAGAAAGAUCGACAUUUAUUCGAGCACAAAAGGAAAUAAAAAAGCAACAAUCUGUUCUGGAAGAUAAAGAACAGUUUGUCACGCCUGCAUACAAAAAAAGAUUGGAAGAGAUAUCGAAACUGGAAGAUAAGCUUGAAAAAGAGCGCUUGGAAUCUUCUUCUUCUUCUUCCAAAAAGUCUCUAUCCAUGCAUCAAUUUUGCAAAGAGCUUUUGGACAAGGAUUAUCGACGGCGGUAG
This is a messenger RNA of Mitosporidium daphniae, 498 nucleotides long. RefSeq lists its product as uncharacterized. The transcript is spliced from 2 exons. NCBI's taxonomy places the organism in Eukaryota, Fungi, Microsporidia. Gene Ontology annotation, biological process: regulation of alternative mRNA splicing, via spliceosome. The coding region runs from base 1 to 498 and encodes 165 amino acids. The record is from RefSeq and is a predicted model, not a curated record.